Molecule: messenger RNA, 2217 nt
Organism: Pelodiscus sinensis (Chinese soft-shelled turtle)
Lineage: Eukaryota; Metazoa; Chordata; Testudines; Trionychidae
Source: RefSeq, a predicted model, not a curated record
CAGCGAGGAGCAGGGAACACGUCUUCCAGGCACGCACGCGCUGCAGGCGGCAUUGUCAAGAACUUGCCCCAACCCCGCUCUGAGGCCGGGGAAACGUCUGUCGAGGGUUGGGGGGACGCGCGCCAAGGCCCGGUGUGCGUUACCGGCGACGGGGAUGGUGCAGAAGCUGGACCAAAAGCUCCCAGUGGCCAACGAGUACCUGCUCCUUUCGGGCGGCGUUCGGGAAGGUGUGGUGGAUCUCGACCUCGACGAAUUAAACGUUUACGCACGGGGAACCGACUACGACAUGGACUUCACCCUCCUCGUGCCGGCGCUGAAACUGCACGACCGAAACCAGCCGGUCACCUUGGACAUGCGCCACUCGGCUCUGUGCCACUCCUGGCUGAGCCUUCGGCUCUUUGACGAGGGGACGAUAAGUAAAUGGAAAGACUGCUGCACCAUCGUGGACCAUAUCAACGGGGCGACCAAUUAUUUCUUCUCACCCACGAAAGUGGCGGACUGGUUCUAUGACUCCAUCAGCAUCGUCCUGUCCGAGAUCCAGAAGAAGCCGCAGCGAGGGAUGCCCAAAGUGGAGAAGGUGGAGAAGAAUGGGACGAUAAUAUCCGUCAUCUUGGGAGUGGGCAGCAGCCGCAUGCUGUACGAUAUUGUCCCCGUGGUGUCGUUCAAAGGGUGGCCGGCGGUGGCCCAGAGCUGGCUGAUGGAGAACCACUUCUGGGAUGGGAAGAUCACAGAGGAGGAAGUCAUCAGCGGGUUUUACUUAGUGCCUGCCUGUUCCUACAAGGGCAAGAAGGACAAUGAGUGGAGGCUGUCGUUCGCCCGAAGCGAGGUGCAGCUGAAGAAGUGCAUCUCCAGCAGCCUCAUGCAAGCCUACCAGGCCUGCAAAGCCAUCAUCAUCAAACUCCUCUCCCGCCCCAAAGCCAUCAGCCCCUACCACCUGCGGAGCAUGAUGCUGUGGGCGUGCGACCGGCUACCCGCCAGCUACUUGGCUCAAGAGGAUUACGCAGCCCACUUCUUGCUGGGCCUCAUUGACGAUCUGCAACACUGCCUGGUCAAUAAGAUGUGUCCGAAUUACUUCAUCCCCCAGUGCAACAUGCUGGAGCACCUGUCCGAGGAGACGGUCAUGCUGCAUGCGCGGAAGCUGUCCUCGGUCCGCUCGGAUCCCGCGGAGCACCUCCGAACUGCCAUCGAGCACGUCAAAGCCGCUAACCGGCUGACGCUGGAGCUCCAGAGGCGAGGCAGCACGAGCAGCAUCCCCUCCCCGCAGUCCGAUGGAGGGGACCCCAACCAGCCCGAUGACCGAUUAGCCAAAAAACUGCAGCAGCUGGUGACGGAGAACCCGGGGAAAUCCAUCUCCGUCUUCAUCAACCCAGAUGACGUCACCAGGCCCCACUUCCGAAUCGAUGAUAAAUUUUUCUGAGCUUUCGCCAACAUUUGUAUUUGGUUUGAUUUGGGUUUUUUUUUUUUUAAGAUUUUACACCGUGUAGGUUGUUUUUUGGUGACACGGUCCCCUUGUUUUUUACAUAUCCAGUGUAGAUUGGAUCUGUUAAGAACAAAGAGAGCCCAUUGUGAGUCCGGGUUCUGCAGGGCAGUGCAGACUUUGAAACAGUAUAUUACUAUUUCAUAUGCUGCUUUGAUUGUCACCGAUACCCCACCGUUCUUGUGUGUAGGAUUUUUUAAAGGAGAACUUGAGCCAUAAACACACGCCCACACCAUUUUUUUCCAAACUUCCAUAAUGACGCACAAUGUGUUUGGGUAGGGAGGAGAGAAUUCACCUUCCUCUGCAUUAAAAAAAAAUCUGUUCUUUCCAUGAGCUUCCAUCUCCAUAAAGAAAUUGGGUGAGAUUCCCGCUUGGGAAGUGCUACUCAGCACGUUUGCUGCUCCCCUCCCCACGGUGAAAGUGCUGCGUGUCUGCUCUUCACGCUUUUCUCACGCUGAGGGAGCAAGGAGGCUUGGGAAAACUAACGAUGCAACAAGCAGCUGUUGGGGGUUUGGGAAGCCACCUCUUCUUGAAUGUAAUUGUUCGUAAUUGGACCUUGUAGGGCGUGGAGGCUUUUCUGCCGCUUUUCCAUGCAGGAUAAAGUGAUGGGGUGUUAGUUUUAGUGUGUGUAAUUAUUCAAAGCCUUAUUUAAAUUCUCUAUUAAAGAACAUACCAUUAUAAAUGUUAAUUGCACUAAUGAAAUCUUUUGCCAUUACCUCAGCACCAUGGGUUGUGUUUCU